AUGAUCCACUUUGAGGAUAUCCGACUGGUGCUUGUUACGCGGCAGACGAGUCUCUCAGUUGAGGAUUAUCGUCACUACCAUAAAGGAAUUUCGCCCAGUCUGUGUCUGGCACCAUACCGCGUCAGUCCACGGCUCAUCGCGGUUGUAUCGGCUUGGGGAAGCAUUGUAAUAAUGCGGAUGCAGUUGGUCUGCGACAAGCGGCGCUUUCAACAGCACUCCGAAGUGUCACCGCAUCCAUCCAUCAGGAAGAGUCUGGAAUGUUUGCGACUUGGUUAUGUCGAUGUUCCACCAAACUUCAAACAAAGAUUCGAAAUUAACUUGAGUACUAAGUUGGAAAGCCGCCAGGGAAUGGCGGGAACACUAAAGCGGAUCGGACAAGGGGUGCACGGCCUGUGUGGCCAACUUGUCCUACUUGUCCUAGUAUCAGCGGGUCUAUUCAUGUCUAUGGUCAAGGCAGGAAAGGGCGUAGCCCAUUGCACUGGCUCCAAGGAUCUGUCGGACUCAGAGGAAAGAACUCAACUGCAACGUAGAUUGCAGAACCUGACUCCCGAGGUCCUAUCCGAUGCUGUGAUCGCAGUACAUGCUAACGUUGAAUGGAGGCGCGUGGGUGCUAUCGCAGCUGCUUUGCGCGUGGAUGCUGUUCAGAAACAUUUUAUGUUUCUUGACUUACUCGCUAAGAGCGAAGCUGACACACAUGUCAAUGCUGUUAUGGAACCACUCGAAACCGCUAUUGGGGCGCUCUCUAGUGAUACUACUGAUGAGCUGAAUGAUUGCAGAAAUAGCAGUAUUGCUGCGUUCAACCUUGAUGUGACGCCGUUCGUGGCUGCUGACACGGAAUUAGAUCAUGUCGAAGAUCUUUCAUCUGCGCACUUUCAUCUGCCUCAAAACAAUACCACUGCUGAAUGA
Molecule: messenger RNA, 906 nt
Organism: Suillus discolor
Lineage: Eukaryota; Fungi; Basidiomycota; Agaricomycetes; Boletales; Suillaceae
Exons: 5
Coding region: 1-906 (301 amino acids)
Source: RefSeq, a predicted model, not a curated record